This is a messenger RNA of Branchiostoma belcheri (Belcher's lancelet), 577 nucleotides long. Its product is annotated as troponin C, skeletal muscle-like. The transcript has 5 exons. Bases 63 to 566 code for a protein of 167 amino acids. Lineage: Eukaryota; Metazoa; Chordata; Leptocardii; Amphioxiformes; Branchiostomatidae. The record is from RefSeq and is a predicted model, not a curated record. Gene Ontology annotation, molecular function: calcium ion binding; enzyme regulator activity.
AGUUACGAGUCCUGGAUGUCCUUGAGGCUUCAAGGUUUGAAAGAUUUCAGCAAGAUCCGAAGAUGGCCGCGGUGUGUGAUGUGAAUGACCCGACUGUGCCAUCGGCUCCACUUCCAACUAUCAGAGUCACUUCCCCAGACGUGGAAGAAAUCUUCCGGAAGUUUGACACCGACCAUGACGGGUACAUCAGUACGGCUGAGCUGGAGGACGCUCUUUGGGAUCUUGAUGCCGUACCGACGGAAGGGCUGAUUAAGGCGAUCAUGGAUCAGUACUCCAGACACGGUAACAACAGACUGGACCUGGUAGAGUUUGACACUUUAGUUGCAGACUUCAAAAGCAUCGGAAAUGUCGAUCCAGAGACACUGCUAAAAACCUUCAACAAAAUGGAUAAGGACGGAAGUGGGUUUAUAGAUCUUGAGGAGCUGAGGCAGGGACUUCAGGAGUACUUCCGUGAGGAGCCUGUUACAGAAGACAUCGUGCAGACCAUCAUGGACACCGUGGACAAGAACAAGGACGGGAAGAUCAGCAUUGUAGAGUUUGUAAAUUUCCUAAACGUUACAGUAUAGACUAUUAAAUA